ACCAGACAACAAAAUGUGAACUUGGCGAAGAGGAAGAAAGGAAACUAUUUUGAUCACAGGACAAUAAAUCACUGAUAAAAUGUGGAUAUAUAUGUUUUAGUACUAUCCAGCCAAAUUAUGCUUUUAUCACACAUAAAGGUUACUAUAAUGAUACUGCAAUGUGAAAUUGAAGAAAGUUAUGCUUAGAGGUUGGAUUACAUGAGCCUCUUGCUUCUACUAUUUUCUCUCUCCUCUUUCUCUCUCUCUCUCUCUCUCUCUCUCUCCCUCUCCCUCUCUCGCUCACACAUUAAUUCAGCCAAAUGAAACUGUUGGAUGAAGUACCACCAAGAUGCAUUCUAAAGUGUAAUUCCUCUGAAAUAAGUAUGUAGCUUUAUUAGAAAACCAAAGUACCGGUCAAAAGGUGAAAAAAAUGUAUUAUAUUAUGAUGAAAAAGAGGUCAUUUAAGAAAAGGCUGAAACAGCACUUCUUUUUGAAAUGGCAUAUGGAGGCUUUUAUAACGCUAAAAAAAGGUGACUUUUUCUUAAUAUCUGUCCUUAUUCUCUGCUUAUGAACAGAAAGAAAAUGUUUGAAGAUAAGGUCACUUUAAAUUCUAGGCCACGGCACAUGUUCCUCUCUGGGGCCGAAUGCCCUCAUCGUUCCCCCUUUCAACUAAUGAUAACUGUUCUACCCAUCCACCACUCCUGUCUACUAGAAAAACAGUUGACAAGAAAUAAUGUCAGAGUUGCGCCUGCGACACACCAGAAAUCAUUUCUCCCAGCAAAAGUCACUUAUUUCAAAGAAUAAGUAAUGAAAUGAGCAAGGGAAAAUUAAGUCAAUUUUAAAAUCCGUUAUUAGUUGCUUCUCUUUAGUCAUAAUGGAAAUGGGGGGGGUAGGAAUUACAGAUUCAAUAACAUGCAUUUUUUUCCAUUACGGAGAAUGGCUAAUUCAAUGGAUGAAUCAUUAGAGAAAGAUCCCUCUGGCCUUGUGGAACUCCAGACAGAGAAACAAAAAGGAAAAAGUUUCAGAUAGAAAAUAUACCAUAAAAUUGUUGGGAAAAGUGAUCUACAACCCCCAACGAAAUUACCUCUUCUGGCAAUUAAGAGACCGUUUGUUAGAGCAUUAAUAGCCCCAGGCAAACUAAACAAACCCGGUCCUGGCUGCCGGUAAUGACAGAUUUCUUAGGGAGUAUUAUUUAAUUAACAAUAAUGUGAAAGAGCAGCUCGGCUGAGACACACUGCAUGUACUUACUGGAAACACUGAGCAACGGUCGUGGAAAAGACGUGCAAUGUGUUAGCCUUCCCAUUAUCUUUCUGAAAUACAUGAGUCGCUGAUAGGUAUUAUACGUAAGUAGUCACUAGGUAUUUUCAGCUGAGGCCAACAUGUCCAAAGAACUUUAGCUCUUACUGUACAAGGCUGCUAAUCGUCCUCUGCAGUUUGAUUCCGUGAAGAAAUCCCCCAGGGCCUCAAAUGUUCAGGGACAGCAUUCUUUGUCCUUCCCCCAUCUAGACAAGGGCAACUGCCGCCCCCCUCCCCUGUGUACACCAGGCUCCCUCCCACCCCACACAUCAUUUGCCGCUGAUCACCUAACAUAAGUGAUGCCUUUUGUUCUCCUUCCCGUCCCAAGGAGCUGUGGGGUGCGUUAGCAACUUGUGGCUGGCUGGGCCUUCCUCCCCCAGAGACGCCUUCCGACCCCAUGGCACUGGCAGAGGGGGAAAGAAAGCUCUAGCCGGGAGCUGCCUUCUGCCCUCCAAGUUGCUGGACUGAAUUCCCUACCUCCAACAGCCUCCUUCAGAGCUGAUUAUAAUUUAAAGACCAAUUUCAAACGGCAGAAGGAGGACCACUUUAAGUUGUUCUGACACAGAGUGGGAGCUGGCAGCGUGACGCGAACUCCACAACUAAAGUGACGAGCUCAGGAAAAUGCAAAAAUAGUGCGCUCCGAGGAAGAAGGAGAAAAGAAGUCAACUUCAAGCAGAUUGACUUGAAUCGGGAUCUCAUUUGAGAAGCCUAAGUGUCCAGUAAACUGUAGUAGUUAUUUUUUAUUUGGAAAACCCUCAAGUUCCAGUGGCUUUAUCAUCCUGUACUUUACUUUCUGAAAACCUGGCAAUCCCAUGUGGACUUCUGGUAGAAUGAGCAAUGCAAAGAGCUGGCUGGGACUUGGCAUGUCCUUGUACUUCUGGGGACUGAUGGACCUUACAACCACCGUUCUCUCCGGCACGCCAACACCACCAGGCAAAUUAGAAGCGCUCCUGUCAGAUAAGCCACAGUCACACUCGCGGACAAAGAGGAGCUGGGUUUGGAAUCAGUUUUUUGUUCUGGAAGAGUACACUGGAACUGACCCUUUGUAUGUCGGCAAGCUCCAUUCAGACAUGGACAGAGGGGAUGGAUCCAUCAAAUACAUCCUCUCAGGAGAAGGUGCAGGCAUCGUGUUUACCAUCGACGAUACCACUGGAGACAUCCACGCCAUUCAGAGGCUUGAUCGAGAGGAAAGGGCCCAGUACACUUUAAGGGCUCAAGCCCUAGACAGGAGAACAGGCAGGCCUAUGGAGCCGGAGUCUGAGUUCAUCAUCAAAAUCCAAGACAUCAAUGACAAUGAGCCCAAGUUCCUGGAUGGACCUUAUGUCGCCACUGUGCCAGAAAUGUCACCAGUGGGGACCUCUGUCAUCCAGGUGACAGCCACAGAUGCUGAUGAUCCAACCUACGGCAACAGUGCCCGGGUAGUAUACAGCAUUCUCCAGGGCCAGCCAUAUUUUUCUGUGGACUCCAAAACAGGUGUCAUUAGGACAGCUCUCAUGAACAUGGACCGAGAAGCCAAAGAAUACUAUGAAGUGAUUAUCCAAGCCAAGGACAUGGGAGGGCAGCUUGGAGGGUUAGCUGGGACCACAACGGUCAACAUCACCCUCUCAGAUGUCAAUGAUAACCCACCCCGCUUUCCCCAGAAACAUUAUCAGAUGAGUGUGUUGGAAUCAGCUCCAGUUAGCUCCACUGUGGGUAGAGUAUUUGCCAAGGACUUGGAUGAGGGAAUCAAUGCAGAGAUGAAAUACACCAUCGUGGAUGGAGACGGUGCAGAUGCCUUUGACAUUAACACAGAUCCCAAUUUCCAAGUUGGCAUCAUAACUGUGAAGAAGCCCCUGAGUUUUGAAAGCAAGAAAAGUUACACCUUGAAAGUGGAAGGAGCCAAUCCUCACCUAGAGAUGCGUUUUCUGAACCUAGGCCCAUUUCAGGACACAACAACAGUGCACAUCAGUGUGGAAGAUGUGGAUGAGCCCCCCAUAUUUGAACCUGGCUUUUAUUUUGUGGAGGUUCCUGAGGAUGUGGCAAUUGGAACAACCAUACAGAUCAUUUCUGCCAAGGACCCAGAUGUGACCAACAACUCAAUCAGAUAUUCCAUUGACAGAAGCAGUGACCCUGGAAGAUUCUUCUAUGUUGACAUUACAACAGGUGCCCUAAUGACUGCAAGACCCCUUGAUCGGGAGGAGUUUUCUUGGCAUAAUAUCACUGUCCUUGCUAUGGAAAUGAACAACCCUUCCCAGGUUGGAAGUGUUUCCGUCACAAUCAAAGUCUUAGAUGUGAAUGACAAUGCUCCAGAAUUCCCCAGAUUCUAUGAAGCUUUUGUAUGUGAAAAUGCCAAAGCAGGGCAGCUGAUCCAGACAGUGAGUGCCGUGGACCUAGACGACCCACACAGUGGUCAGCACUUCUACUACAGCUUGGCUCCCGAGGCUGCUAACAACCCCAACUUCACCAUUCGGGACAACCAAGAUAACACUGCCCGGAUUCUCACCAGGAGGUCUGGCUUCCGGCAGCAGGAGCAGAGUGUGUUUUACCUGCCCAUCCUGAUAGCAGACAGCGGGCAGCCGGUACUGAGCAGCACGGGCACGCUGACCAUCCAGGUGUGCGGCUGUGACGACGACGGCCAUGUCCUGUCCUGCAGCCCCGAGGCCUACAUGCUCCCGGUCAGUUUGAGCCGGGGCGCCCUCAUCGCCAUCCUGGCCUGCAUCUUCGUCCUCCUAGUGCUGGUGCUGCUCAUUUUGUCCAUGAGGAGGCACCGGAAACAGCCGUACAUCAUCGACGACGAGGAGAACAUCCACGAGAACAUCGUCCGCUACGACGACGAGGGCGGCGGCGAGGAAGACACCGAGGCCUUCGACAUCGCGGCCAUGUGGAACCCGCGGGAGGCGCAGGGGGGAGGCGCCCCCAAGACGCGGCAGGACAUGCUGCCCGAGAUCGAGAGCCUCUCCCGCUACGUGCCUCAGACGUGCGCCGUGAGCAGCACGGUCCACAGCUACGUGCUGGCCAAGCUCUACGAGGCCGACAUGGACCUGUGGGCCCCGCCCUUCGACUCCCUCCAGACGUACAUGUUCGAGGGGGACGGCUCCGUGGCCGGGUCGCUGAGCUCCCUGCAGUCGGCCACGUCGGACUCGGAGCAGAGCUUCGACUUCCUGACGGACUGGGGGCCCCGCUUCCGGAAGCUGGCGGAGCUCUACGGGGCGUCGGAGGGGCCCGCGCCCCUGUGGUGACGGAAGCCGGGAGGCAGGCGCGCGUCCAAACCCAGACGUUCUCGGCGGACGCUCACCAUGGGCGCCGCCAACCGCACGAGCAAUACUGUGCUGGAGAGCGAGAAGGGGGUGAGCGGCGAAGAGAGCUCUCUCUGGAUCAGCUUUACUUGGUUACCUUAAGUUAAGUAAUCAAAAGGAAACACAGGAAGAGGGGGGCAGUAACUCCAAUUACCUUUCUUUUCUUUUUCCUUUUUUCAUUUCAAUUUUUUGUGACAGUGUCUGCCAGGGCUUGGAGCCCAGGGUUAAGUUCUGGCGAGCUUGGCUUUUCUCUGCCACUCGCCAAGGCCUUGGUCCCUUGGCCACCGCUAAGAGUUUCUGGUCUUACAUACACAGGUGGCGAGUGAAAGAAAGUCUGACUCCUCGUAUCCUUUUGUCUUUCUUCCUCCCUUUAAAAAAAAAAAAAAUCUUCUUUUAUUCUCCAUUUAAGAAUUUUGCUGGCUCAUCAAACUGCACAAACCAACCCACACAAAAGAACACUGAAAGCUUGUUAUUCGGUGAAAUUAACCUACUUGUCCUGGGAUGGAUGGCAUUUCUUUUAACCCUUUUGAGACAAGGUUAAGGCGAAUCGGCCUUGCAUGAUGGGUGGGUGGGGGAUGGGAGAAGGAAGAGGCAUUGACUUUGUGCUCAAGUUUAACGGCUGAACCAAGAGUUGUUGGCAUUAGGAUGGCUCCAACUCCAUCAAGUUAGAGUGCCCUGUUCUCUCGGCUCUUUAACGGUGCCCUUGCAAAAUUGUUCAGAACGAAACCAGAAAAUCUGCCUCUUUUGCACUGUAGAUGUCUCUUCCAUGUGCCAAAUGUGAAGAUUAGAUGCUACAAAUGAAAGCCAAAUAAAAAGAAGUAUCUGAUAAAAGCAUGGGUUAGAGGGCUUUCCUAAUCUGUGUGAGGUCAAUCCAAGGGAUGUUUACAUACUGUAGAUAACCUACUUGAACAAAAAUCAGUAUUAUAGAGAAUAAAUGGAUGUAAGAAAAUUA
Acinonyx jubatus (cheetah) is the source of this 5502-nucleotide messenger RNA. RefSeq names its product cadherin 20 (gene CDH20). The record is from RefSeq and is a predicted model, not a curated record. Gene Ontology annotation, molecular function: calcium ion binding; cadherin binding. Bases 2088 to 4493 code for a protein of 801 amino acids. The transcript has 12 exons. Gene Ontology annotation, biological process: homophilic cell-cell adhesion; cell-cell junction assembly; adherens junction organization. Gene Ontology annotation, cellular component: plasma membrane; adherens junction; catenin complex. Lineage: Eukaryota; Metazoa; Chordata; Mammalia; Carnivora; Felidae.